GUCUCGUACCCCCAGGUGGGAGGCGCAUUUGCCUCCACCUCGCUUGUCGAAUGCCAGGCGCAGCCCAGGAAGUCCCAGGUGGGAUUCAACGAGGUGGUGGAGGUCCUGGAGUUCGGCCGCCUCUUGGGAGGCUCCGGCGGGGUGCCUACGGAUGGGACCUGGGCUAGCUUGGGCUUGGGCCAGGUGAUGGGCCAAACCCGCGCGCCUUUGCUGGUGGAAGACCCGGAGGUGCGGGAGGCUCAGCCCAUCCCGCAGAGGAAGCGGAUCGCGAUGCUGGCGACUUUCAUGGGUAAGGCGCACUUCGAGGAGGUGAAGAAGACCGAGCAGAAGCAGAUGCAGACCUUGCAGAGGAACCGCAUGCAGACCACAGAGGAGGAGCAGUGCGAAUGGGACCAGAUGCCCAGCUCCAUGGAGGAGGCGCUGACCCGUGCGCAGAAGCUGGCGGCGGAGACGGAGGGGCGGACUCAUCGCACCUGGACGGCUCAUAGGUCGGCUCCUCCUCAGAGGAGUGCUAUAAGCCCGGUUGCGAGAGAGGCGCCAAAGAGUGCCGGCGCCUUCCAGGAGCCGCCAGACCUCGAGGCAGAGCCUCCGGGACUGACGCUCCCGCAGCCAGAACCGGCUGCUGCCAAAAGCGAGCAGAUACUGCCUGAAGCAGAGAUGCUGAAGGAGGAGCAGCAGGAGGCGGAGAAGGUCAGGCAAGAGCCACGGGAGGAAGCACCUGCUGUUCGAGUGGAAGAUGUCCCGGAAGAUGUUCCAGAAGUGGAGUCUGUCGAGGAACCACAUCAAGAGGAGGACGAGGAGGAGGAGGAAGAAGAAGAGGAGGAAGACAAACAAGAGCUUGUCGAGGAACCGGCUGCUGCCAAAAGCGAGCAGAUACUGCCUGAAGCAGAGAUGCUGAAGGAGGAGCAGCAGGAGGCGGAGAAGGUCAGGCAAGAGCCACGAGAGGAAGCACCUGCUGUUCGAGUGGAGGAUGUUCCGGAAGAUGUUCCAGAAGUGGAGUCUGUCGAGGAACCACAUCAAGAGGAGGAAGAGGAGGAGGAAGACGAGCAAGAGCUUGACGAGGAACCGGCUGCUGCCAAAAGCGAGCAGACACUGCCCGCAGCAGAGAUGCUGAAGGAGGAGCAGCAGGAGGCGGAGAAGGUCAGGCAAGAGCCACGAGAGGAAGCACCUGCUGUUCGAGUGGAAGAUGUCCCGGAAGAUGUUCCGGAAGUGCAGGAGCCACAUCAAGAGAAGGAGGAGAAGGGCAAGCAGCUUGACGAGGAACCGGCUGCUGUCAAAAGCGAGCAGAUCCUGCCCGAAGCAGAGAUUUUGAAGGAGGAGCAGCAGGAAGCGGAGAAGGUCAGGCAAGAGCCACGAGAGGGAGCGCCUGCUGCUCAGCCGCUGCAAAAGCAACGGGAGGAAGCAAAGGAGCGCAGACGAAAGGAGCCCUCACAGCCGGUGCGGCGAGUGAUGCUUCGGAAGUCGCCCUCAGACGAGGAGAUGUCAGGCGCCCCAGAAAUGAGGAUGACGCAGGCAAUGGGCCCGAAGAUCCUCCUGCGCGCGGCGCCGCCGCCCCCGCCGCCGCGUCCGGCGCCAGCGGCGCCAGCGGCGCAAGCGACGGCGAGGCCACAGGAGGCCCGGAAGGGCGGUGAGUCCGAGAAGUCGGGCCCGGCUUCCUGGCUCGCGCUCGAGGGCCCAGGAUCGGUUCAAGGAUCAGAGCCCUCGAGGGUCCGGAUCCUGCAGCGCGAGCUGCGGGAAGGACCUGAGGCGCCAGCCGGAAAGCCUUCGGCGCAGGAGGGUGCCGAGGCAGAGGAUGCGCCAGCGCCCCGCCGCAGCUGGCGCGCGCGGAAGCCGGACGCCGCCCCGAGGGCAGCCCGCCCAGAGGAGCCAGCCCGACAAGUCCGGGAAGCGGAGGAGCCGCCGCGACGUGUUCGAGAGGUCCAGGAGGCCUGGCCGAGCCCUGAGCGCCCUGCCGAGCGCCAGGCCCUUAGGCGACAUGCUCGAGGAGCUUGGGCGGACUGGUCAGAGGAAGCGAAGUCAGACGUGGCUUGGCCGGUGUGGCCACCGAGCAACGGCGGCCUAUCCAAGGCCCCCCAGAGCGCUUCCGACUGGCUGGGGCCGCCAGAGGACCCCCCGCCGAAGCCGGCGCCGAAGCCGACGCCGACUCCGGCGAAGCUGCCGUCGGCGUGGGCUUCGGCCGCGGCUCCCAAGAAGGGCGCUUCAUCUGCGGCAACAUCAGGCUGGCGGCCAAGUUUGAGGCCGCUGCCUGGACGGCGGUGUUGACGGAACAG
Messenger RNA from Effrenium voratum, 2270 nucleotides. Lineage: Eukaryota; Dinophyceae; Suessiales; Symbiodiniaceae. The record is from the annotation of a GenBank genome assembly.